This is a messenger RNA of Cygnus atratus (black swan), 1479 nucleotides long. It is a transcript of the gene IRX4, whose product is annotated as iroquois homeobox 4. The record is from RefSeq and is a predicted model, not a curated record. Lineage: Eukaryota; Metazoa; Chordata; Aves; Anseriformes; Anatidae. Gene Ontology annotation, biological process: regulation of transcription by RNA polymerase II; neuron differentiation; cell development. Gene Ontology annotation, molecular function: DNA-binding transcription factor activity, RNA polymerase II-specific; RNA polymerase II cis-regulatory region sequence-specific DNA binding. The coding region runs from base 1 to 1479 and encodes 492 amino acids. Gene Ontology annotation, cellular component: nucleus. The transcript is spliced from 5 exons.
AUGUCAUAUCCUCAGUUUGGCUACCCUUACUCCUCUGCACCCCAGUUCCUGAUGAGCACCAACUCCCUGACGACCUGCUGCGAGUCCGGCGGCCGGACGCUGGCCGAGACGGGGGCGGCCGCCUCCGCGCAGACCCCGGUCUAUUGUCCUGUGUACGAGAGCCGCCUGCUCGCCACCGCCCGCCACGAGCUCAACUCCGCCGCCGCCCUGGGGGUCUAUGGCGGCCCCUACGCCGGCCCCCAGGGCUAUGGAAACUACGUGACCUACGGCACCGAGGCUCCCGCUUUCUACUCCCUGAACAGUUUGGAGGCGAAGGACGGCGGCGGCUCUGCGCAUGCGGGCAUCGCCCCGGCGACUGCCUACUACCCCUACGAUCACACCCUCAGCCAGUACCAGUACGACAGGUACGGCGGGAUGGACGGCGGGACGCGGCGGAAAAACGCCACCCGGGAGACCACCAGCACGCUGAAGGCCUGGCUGCAGGAGCACCGCAAGAACCCCUACCCCACCAAGGGCGAGAAGAUCAUGCUGGCCAUCAUCACCAAGAUGACCCUCACCCAGGUCUCUACCUGGUUCGCCAACGCCCGCCGGCGGCUCAAGAAAGAGAACAAGAUGACCUGGCCUCCGCGGAACAAGUGCUCGGACGAGAAGCGGCCCUACGAGGAAGAGGAGGAGGAGGAGGAGGGCUCGCAGGAAGACACGAUGAUGAAGAACGAGAAAGCCGAGGAGCCCACGGGCAAGGAGGAGAAGGAGCUGGAGCUCAGCGACCUGGAGGACUUGGACGCCGCCGAGUCGGAGAGCUCCGAGUGCGAGAUGAGGCGGCCCUUCCCGCACCCGCUGCCGCAUCCGCACCCGCUGCCGGGCGGCGGCCCCCCGCCCCGCGCCGCCGAGCCCCCCGCCAAGCUGCCGCUGCCGACCGCCGUCGACGAAGAGGAAGAGGAGGAGGCGGAGAGGGCCCGCAGCUGCCUGAAGCCGGCGGCCGAGGAGUGCGAGGCGGCCCUGCUCGGCGCCCGGCCCCGCGGCUGCGAGCCCAAAAUGUGCUUCCCGCAGGGACAGCAGCUGCUGGAGGCGAAGCCCAGGAUUUGGUCCCUGGCGCAGACCGCCACCUCCCUCAACCAGGCCGAGUACCCCUCAUGCAUGCUGAAGCGGCAGGGGGGCUCGGCUGCCACUGCUGUCUCCACCCCGGUCAAUGUCAUCGACAGGCACCAGGAUUCACCGGUCACCAACCUCAGGAACUGGGUGGACGGGGUGUUUCACGACCCCCUGUUCAGGCACAGUACUUUGAACCAAGCCUUGAGCAACACCACAGUGUCCUGGGCUACCACCAAAGGAGCCAUUCUGGAAACGGGCGCCUUGGGACGCUCGGUAGGCAACGGCGCCAACGUGCUCAAGGGGCAGCUGUCAAACCUGGCCCACCACGACUCGAGCAAGGAGUUUAUUGCGUUUCCCAAAGCAGGAAGCAAAAUGUUUUGCUCUUAA